AUGACUCAUACCAAUCUUACCAUCUUCCACCCUGCAGUUUUUGUCCUACUUGGUAUUCCUGGGCUGGAAGCUUAUCACAUAUGGCUGUCUAUCCCCCUCUGCCUCAUGUACAUCACUGCAGUCCUGGGAAACAGCUUCCUGAUGGUGAUCAUCAUCACAGAACGCAGCCUUCAUGAGCCCAUGUACUUCUUCCUCUCCAUGCUGGCCGUGACAGACAUCCUGUUGUCCACCACCACUGUGCCCAAGGCCCUAGCCAUCUUCUGGCUCCAUGCUCAUGACAUUGUCUUUGAUGCCUGUGUCACUCAAGUCUUUUUUGUCCAUGUGAUGUUUGUGGCGGAGUCAGCCAUCCUUUUGGCCAUGGCCUUUGACCGCUUUGUGGCCAUCUGUGCCCCCCUGAGAUACACAGCAGUGCUAACAUGGCCUGUUGUGAGAAGGAUUGCUUUGGCCAUUGUUACUCGAAGCUUCUGCAUCAUCUUCCCAGUGAUCUUCUUGCUGAAGCGGCUGCCCUUCUGCCGCACCAACAUUGUCCCUCAUUCCUAUUGUGAGCAUAUUGGAGUGGCCCGCUUAGCCUGUGCUGACAUCACUGUCAACAUCUGGUAUGGCUUCUCAGUGCCCAUUGUCAUGGUCAUCUUGGAUGUGAUCCUCAUUGCUGUGUCCUACUCCCUUAUCCUCCAAACGGUAUUUCAUUUACCAUCCCAGGAUGCUCGGCACAAGGCCCUCAGCACUUGUGGCUCCCAUUUCUGUGUUAUUCUCAUGUUUUACGUUCCAUCUUUCUUCACCUUAUUGACCCAUCGCUUUGGUCAUAACAUUCCUCGACAUGUCCAUAUUCUGCUGGCUAAUCUUUAUGUAGUGGUACCACCAAUGCUCAACCCCAUUGUCUAUGGUGUGAAGACUAGGCAGAUCCGGAAAAGUGUAGCUCAUUGGUUCUUUGAGAUCAAGGUCUGGUGUUGUGCCUCUCCCCUGGGCUGA
This is a messenger RNA of Orycteropus afer afer, 969 nucleotides long. RefSeq names its product olfactory receptor 52B2. Gene Ontology annotation, biological process: G protein-coupled receptor signaling pathway. Bases 1 to 969 code for a protein of 322 amino acids. Gene Ontology annotation, molecular function: G protein-coupled receptor activity; olfactory receptor activity. Gene Ontology annotation, cellular component: membrane. NCBI's taxonomy places the organism in Eukaryota, Metazoa, Chordata, Mammalia, Tubulidentata, Orycteropodidae. The record is from RefSeq and is a predicted model, not a curated record. The transcript has a single exon.